Molecule: messenger RNA, 1677 nt
Organism: Micropterus dolomieu (smallmouth bass)
Lineage: Eukaryota; Metazoa; Chordata; Actinopteri; Centrarchiformes; Centrarchidae
Product: solute carrier family 22 member 7-like
Exons: 10
Coding region: 1-1647 (548 amino acids)
Biological process (GO): transmembrane transport
Cellular component (GO): membrane
Molecular function (GO): transmembrane transporter activity
Source: RefSeq, a predicted model, not a curated record
AUGAAGUUUGAGAAUAUCCUGGAGGAAAUCGAUGGCUUUGGGCCUUUCCAAAUCGCCAUCACCGUCCUGCUGUGCACCCCACGUAUAGUUCUGCCCUGUCACUUCUUAUUGAAUAACUUCAUCGCUGCGGUGCCUCCUCACCGCUGUGAUGUCAGCACGCUGGAAGAUAGAGGACCCACAAACUUAACUCAGGAGCAGAGACUGACAGUCUACGUUCCUGUACGGGAGGAUGGGGAACCAGAAUCCUGUGAGAUGUUUGCAGAGCCUCAGUUUCAACUCUUAGCCAACAGCUCCAACAGCGCUAACCUGCCAACAAUUCACUGUCAGAGUGGCUGGGUUUAUGACAACUCCACCUUCACUUCCACCCUGGCAACAGAGUGGGACCUUGUCUGUGAUAGAAAAAGCCUGACAAAAACCACAAGCUCAGUUUUCUUUUUUGGAGUGAUGAUUGGAGCCAUAGCUUUUGGAUACCUCUGUGACAAGUAUGGGAGGAAAAACACUCUUUUGGCCUCAUACAUCAUGGCGAUCGUGUUUGGCUUCUGCAGCGCAUUUGCAAACUCCUACGUUCUGUUUGCAGUGCUGAGAUUUCUCACUGGGUUCGGACUGACAGGAAUCAGCAUCAACUCAGUAGUUCUCACCAUUGAGUGGGUCGACACAAGUCACAGGUCAUUUAUCGGUGUGAUUGGCGGUCUGGCCUGGUCUGUGGGUAACAUGCUGCUGGCCGGGUUUGCCUUCCUGGUAAAUGACUGGCGGACCCUGAUCAUGACUGUGACAGCCCCACUAGGAUUUGCAGUUUUGACCUGGUGGUGGAUCCCUGAAUCUGCCCGAUGGCUUUUAGCCAAUGGUAAAGUGGAAAGGGCUCAGUUUUACCUUGAAAAAUGUGCUAAGUUCAACAAAGGACAAAAACUGUCAUCCAAAUUAAAAGCAGAGACACUCUCCAACAUAGAAAUCAUGGAAAAGCAGGACAAAAACUACACUUACCUUCACCUAAUCAAGACUCCAAAGAUGAGACGCUUAACAGUACUGACUGGGAUUCUGUGGUAUGGAGUUGCCUCGACAUAUUAUGGUAUCAGCUUAAACAUCAGUGGGUUUGGUUUAAACCUGUACCUCACACACUUCAUCUAUGCAGCCAUUGAAGUCCCGGCCAAGCUGAUGAUUUAUUGCUUUCUCAACAUCAUUGGACGGCGAAAAUGUCAAGCUGGAACACUGUUACUGACAGGAAUCUGCAUCGCCGUAAACAUCUUUCUUCCAAAAGGUCUGUGGCAUGUCCGUGCUGUUGUUGCCAUUCUUGGAAAAGGCCUAUCAGAAGCUGCCUUCACGACUGUCUUCCUCUACACAACGGAGCUUUACCCCACAGUCAUCAGGCAAAAUGGCUUGGGCUACACCAGCUUCAUGAGUCGUCUGGGAGUAUCAGUGGCUCCGCUCAUCCUGAUGCUGGAGGACGUGUGGACUGUUCUUCCUCAGAUCAUCAUCUGCUCUGUGGCCAUCAUUUCUGGCCUGGUGUCUCUGCUGCUUCCAGAGACACUGAAUCUGAGGCUGCCAGAGACAAUUGACGACAUUGAAAAGCCAAGAAGAAAUGACAUCUCCUGUCACUCUGUGGAGGCUUCAGGUGUUUUCCUGGAAUCAAAGAACACAGCAGACACUUAGCAGUGAAGAGACAAGAAAAACAAGGAGUUU